Molecule: messenger RNA, 1115 nt
Organism: Boleophthalmus pectinirostris (great blue-spotted mudskipper)
Lineage: Eukaryota; Metazoa; Chordata; Actinopteri; Gobiiformes; Gobiidae
Exons: 5
Coding region: 67-879 (270 amino acids)
Molecular function (GO): zinc ion binding
Source: RefSeq, a predicted model, not a curated record
UUCUUUUACUUUUGCUAUUGACCUAUAAGGAAAUGCGCGCAGCUGUUUCAGGAAAGAUAAGAUAAAAUGAGCUUUCAGGAAAGUGACCAAGAAAAGAGCUUUGAUCCGUUGGACAGGACGCUCCUGUUGGCGGACGGAAAGGAUGACUUGGAUCCUUAUUCAUCGGACGAUGGAGUCUUAAAAGCACGUCUCUCCUGUGGGCACCUUGUUUCUCCUGAGUCUCUCACUGCUGCCUGUCGCGCCCAACUAGAUGAAGGUAAAUACAAAUUCAAAUGCCCUGCCCUUGUUGGAGGAAGGCUCUGUAACAGUCCCUUGUCGUAUCGAGAAGUGCGCAAACUGGGAGAUUUGACUAUACAGGAGAUGCAGUAUUUUGAGGAGAACAUCGCACGCUUGGCUGCAGCGGACUACAGUGAUAUUCAGAGGUGCCCUAAAUGUAAAACGAACAUUGAGAGGAAGGACAUGACUAACCUGUGUGUGGAGUGCAGUGUGUGUUCGACUGGCCAGAGCAAGCCAUACCACCUAUGUUGGCAGUGCCUGAAGACAUGGAGAGGCCCCGCCCCUCGCUCCGAUCACUGUCAAAACCCAGGCUGCAAGAACUUUGAGCUGGAGCUGCUCCGGACCUGCAUACUCACUAACCUGCCCCAGGUGCGUGGGGCCGAUGCAGUCCCCUCUAUCCGGGCCUGCCCCACCUGUGGACAGAGAGUAGAGCAUGACAAAACAGGCUGCAAGAACGUCAUCUGCCCUCGCUGCCAGAAGGAGUUUUGCUUUGUGUGUCUGAAGCUCACUCCUGAGUGUUUGAAGACCAGCUCCUACUUUAUACCCUGCAGCGCUGGAGUGGCCCCCAGACAAACCUCCAUCCCAGUGUGGCGUAGGAUCUGAGUGGCCUCUCUGUGCCAUUAACAAAUACUAUUAUAAACAUUCAACUUAAAUAGGCUUUAUAACGGCAACAUUUAACUUCAGGGUGGUCUAUUUGUUCUACUCUUGCACUGCCACUGUUGUUCAUUGUAUCAUGGUAUUUUGUGCCAUUAUACAUAAAAAUGUGUAAAAUAUGCAAGCAUAUUGAAAUGUCUUGUGAAAUGUCUAAAUAAAUAAACUGAACAGAAUCUGCAGACACA